AUGGGUGUUUGUGUGACAAAAAUGGAAGCAUAUGAUCAUUUGAAAGUGGUAGGAUUUAUCAAGGGUUAUAAUAAUUGGAUAGCACAUAGAGAACUUUCAAACUACAAUGAAGCCACAUCUAAUUCUGAAAAUACAUCAACUGGGGUUUCAAAUGGGACUAAUGACAUGCAAGACUUGGUCCAUGAUGUAUUUGAGAUACCACAUGGAACAAAUGAAUUGAAUAGAGAAGGGGACAUUCCUGUUUCAGAGGCUGAAAAAUUUUACAAAUUGAUUGAUGAUUCUCAACAGGAUUUGUACAGGGGUUGCAAAAAUUUCUCGAAAUUGUCUUUCAUUAUUCGUUUGCUUCACCUAAAAUGCCUGGGUAAGAUGAGUAACAAGAUUUUUAAUAUGCUUGUUGAGCUGUUGAGAGAAGCAUUUCCAGAGGCCAUGACUAAUUUGCCGUCUUCUUACUAUGAGGCUGAGAAAUUGAUGAAUACAUUGGGGUUGGGUUAUGAAAAGAUCGAUGCAUGUCCUAAUGAUUGUUCUCUUUAUUGGGGUAGUGCUGAGAAAAGGACUUCAUGCGAAACAUGUAACGAGCUUAGGUGGGUUGCUUCAGAAAAUGAUCCAACUGGGGAAAAAAGGAAAAUUCCUCAAAAAGUGUUGUGGCAUUUUCCCUUAAAACCUAGAUUACAAAGACUAUUUAUGUCUUCUAAAAUUGCAUCUCAAAUGAGAUGGCAUGAGGAAAAACGUACAAAAGAUGGUUGUAUGAGACAUCCAGCUGAUUCUCCAGCUUGGCAAACUUUUGACCAUCUACAUCCAGAAUUUGCUAAGGAUUGUCGAAAUGUUAGAUUGGGGUUGGCAUCUGACGGGUUUAAUCCAUUCAACAACAUGAGUUCUACACACAGUACUUGGCCUGUAGUUUUAAUACCAUAUAACUUACCUCCGUGGAUGUGUAUGAAGCAACCGUACUUCAUGUUGUCCUUGUUAAUACCCGGACCAUCCUCUCCUGGGAAUAAUAUUGAUGUUUAUCUACAGCCUCUAGUUAAAGAAUUGACCGAAUUGUGGGAUUUUGGCAUUCAAACUUAUGAUGCAUCCCAAAAAGAAAAUUUUCAAUUGCAUGCAGCUCUGUUGUGGACCAUUAGUGAUUUCCCUGGAUAUGCAAUGUUAUCUGGCUGGAGCACUAAAGAUAGUAAGCAUAAAUUUAGAAAGCAAGCCCAAUUCUUUGAUGGCACCGAAGAACAUGGAAAGCGACCACCAUUGCAAACCGGGGAUAUGAUUGUGAGUGAAUUGGGAGACUUGCAAAUUAAAUUUGGAAAACUUGUGAAAGGUAAUCCGAAGCUGCCUUUCAAUUGGAAAAAGAGGAGUAUUUUCUUUGACUUGCCAUAUUGGAAAGAUAAUGUCUUAAGACACAAUCUUGACUUCAUGCACAUUGAGAAGAAUGUUUGUGAAAAUAUUUGGGGGACAUUGCUGGAUAUUGAGGAUAAAGCAAAGGACCAUUAUAAUUCCCGCCGUGAUUUGAGAGAAAUGGGAAUAAGAAAAGAGCUGCAUCCCAUUGAGACAGAACCUGGAAAGCAAUUGAUGCCUAUAGCUUUGAAAAAGACUUUGCCAAAAUCAGUGCGCUAUCCUUUGAUUCGAUUGAGUAGAUACUUCAGGCAGCUUUGUUCUAAAGUUAUUUGUCCUCAAGAUGUGGUUCGUUUGGAAAGUGAAAUUGCCGUCAUACUCUGCGAUCUUGAGAAAUGCUUCCCACCAACCUUCUUCGAUGUCAUGGUGCAUUUAGUUGUUCAUUUGGCAACUAAAGUGAAAUUAGGUGGGCCGGUGUAUUAUCGUUGGAUGUAUCGUAUAGAGAGGCCUGAAGGUUCGAUUGCUCAAGGCUACUUGGCAGAAGAAUGCAUUAACUUUUGCUCAUUGUAUCUUGCGGACUAUGUUGAGACAAAAUUCAAUCGUCCAAGCAGAAAUGAAGAAGUACAUAAGGAAAUUGAAGAUGGUUUAGAUAUAUUCUCUGAAUCAGGACAUCCUUUGGAGAGGGGCAAGCCAACAGUCUUUGAUGCUCAUAUCAUGAGUAAAGCACAUCAGUAUAUUUUAUUUAAUUGUGAUGCUGUCACACCUUACAUAGAGCAGCAUCGUAGAUUGAUAGAAGAAGGACAUCCUCAAAUUCCACAGCAUCUAAAAGAGCGCUUGCACAGCGAAAAUUUUGCGUGUUGCUUUGCUGAACAUAUUGACAAGUAUGUUGUUAAUGGAUUUCGAUUUCACACCAAAGAAGUUGAGAAGAAAAGAAAAACGCAGAAUAGUGGUGUUACAGUCAAUGCAACAACAUCCAGUUUUGCAAGUAUAAGGGAUCAAAAUCCAGUUUUGAGUGAACUAGUUUACUUCGGCGUCUUGAAAAAUAUGAUUGAAUUAAUUUACGAAGGUCGUCGGGUGGUGUUAUUCGAAUGUGAUUGGAUAUCAAAUGGUUCGAGAAUGAAACAAGAUGCUGAUGGGUUUACUUUAGUCAAUUUUGCAAACGUGAGGCCUCAUGUUGAGCCAUUUAUACUCGCUUCACAAGCAUCACAGGUUUUUUAUGUGGAAGAUCCAACUGAUAAGGAUUGGCAAGUGGUUAUCUCUACCACUGCAAGAGCUGGAUAUAACAUGGGCACAACCAUGGAUGUUGAGACAUAUUUGCAAAGUGAUGUUGGCAAUCCUGUUGUUGAGAAUGAAAAUGAGGAAAUUAGUUGGGUUCGUGAGAAUAGACUUGGGAUUGAAGUUGAUUUGUCCCAAUAUAAUCUGAUUUAG
Messenger RNA from Coffea eugenioides, 2748 nucleotides. RefSeq lists its product as uncharacterized. The transcript has 7 exons. Lineage: Eukaryota; Viridiplantae; Streptophyta; Magnoliopsida; Gentianales; Rubiaceae. The record is from RefSeq and is a predicted model, not a curated record. The coding region runs from base 1 to 2748 and encodes 915 amino acids.